Drosophila nasuta is the source of this 640-nucleotide messenger RNA. RefSeq lists its product as uncharacterized. The transcript has a single exon. The record is from RefSeq and is a predicted model, not a curated record. The coding region runs from base 83 to 394 and encodes 103 amino acids. Lineage: Eukaryota; Metazoa; Arthropoda; Insecta; Diptera; Drosophilidae.
UGUCUGAAUACAAUACAGAAAGAAAAAAAUAGAAACUAGUUUUCAUUUUUGUUUGUUCAACACACAAUUCGUUUGCCAUUCGAUGCCUCAAUCUGCGGCUAUAAAAAAAGGCUACAGACUGCGACGUCUGCCACAUCGUCGCUUUCUUGUGCGCCACUUGCUGUUGAACAUUUUGCAAUUGUUGCUGCAAUCGAAGCGUCCGAUGCGCGACAUUGAAAUCAUCUCAUCGCUCUGUCGUCAAUAUGAACGCUUCGAUCCCGCAUUUCAGCAUCAGGUGCGCAUCAAUCUGUUGGAUGCCGUUGACUAUGGCCUGGUGAAGCGAUGUCAAUUGGAUGUGUUCGCGUUGCGUGCGAAGCGUUUUGCCCAGAUCAUCGAGCAACUCAAAUUUCCAUAAAAUGUGAACUCAAAUCAACAAAUACAACAAUAUACUAUAGUAUAUUAUGAUUGUUUGCCGAAUGGAUUAUUACAUAGUAGAUUUGGUAGCCUGCAGGUUGCAGGAGCUGAACACAACACAAAAGCUCUCAAUUAAAUGAUUUCGAUGGCAUUUAAAUCGAUAUUUGCAUUGCAUGUGAAAUAUUGUAAUAGAAAUGGAAAAUAUUUGGUGAAUAAAAUGCAACAAAAAUGCCAAAUAAACUGGCAA